CUCCGCGGACGGAGCCCAUGCGCUGGGCGAGCCGCGCACCCCGGCCCCGGCCCCUUUCCCCGCCCCCGCCCCGGCCCCGGCCUCGAGGGCAGUCGCGCCAGUGAGCGGUGGGACAGGAGACCGCCACAGUGCCCUGUGCUGCAUCCCUUGAGGAGCGAUGACAGAAUAUAAGCUUGUGGUGGUGGGUGCUGGAGGUGUGGGGAAGAGUGCCCUGACCAUCCAGCUCAUCCAGAACCACUUUGUGGAUGAGUAUGACCCCACCAUCGAGGACUCCUAUCGGAAGCAAGUGGUUAUCGAUGGUGAGACGUGCCUGCUGGACAUUUUGGACACGGCGGGCCAGGAAGAAUAUAGCGCCAUGCGGGACCAGUACAUGCGCACCGGAGAAGGCUUCCUGUGUGUGUUUGCCAUCAACAACACCAAGUCCUUCGAGGACAUCCACCAGUACCGGGAGCAGAUCAAGCGAGUGAAGGACUCCGAUGAUGUGCCCAUGGUGCUGGUGGGGAACAAGUGUGACCUGGCUGCCCGCACUGUGGAGUCCCGGCAGGCGCAGGACCUUGCCCGCAGCUAUGGCAUCCCCUACAUUGAGACGUCGGCCAAGACGCGCCAGGGCGUGGAGGAUGCCUUCUACACGCUGGUGCGAGAGAUCCGGCAGCACAAGGUGCGAAAGCUGAGCCCGCCUGACGAGGGUGGCCCCGGCUGCAUGAGCUGCAAGUGCCUGCUCUCCUGACGUCCCUUCCAGGCCCC
Molecule: messenger RNA, 744 nt
Organism: Odobenus rosmarus divergens (Pacific walrus)
Lineage: Eukaryota; Metazoa; Chordata; Mammalia; Carnivora; Odobenidae
Gene: HRAS
Product: v-Ha-ras Harvey rat sarcoma viral oncogene homolog
Exons: 5
Coding region: 158-727 (189 amino acids)
Biological process (GO): cellular senescence; Ras protein signal transduction
Cellular component (GO): plasma membrane
Molecular function (GO): GDP binding; GTP binding; GTPase activity
Source: RefSeq, a predicted model, not a curated record